UUAUUAAUCACCACCGUUCACGUCGCCUAUAAAACUCGUACCUACCUGUCUCCUCCCUGUUGAAACGGCACAAAGCUCCAUCCGUUCUGAAGGCUUUGUGGCCGAGUUCUCCUCCCCCACCUCCUCCUCCUCCUCCUCCUCUGUAGCCGAGCUGAGGCCAACGCGAGUAGUGACAUUCUCCUGCAAUGGGGUGCAAGUCGUGCGAGAAGCCCAGGCCGAACUACCGGAAGGGCCUGUGGUCACCGGAGGAGGACCAGAAGCUCCGCGACUACAUUCUCCGCCAUGGCCACGGCUGCUGGAGCGCGCUCCCUGCGAAUGCCGGGCUCCAGAGGAACGGGAAGAGCUGCCGGCUGCGGUGGAUCAACUACCUGCGGCCGGGGCUGAAGCACGGCGUGUUCUCGCCGGAGGAGGAGGAGACGGUGAUGAGCCUCCACGCCGCGCUCGGCAACAAGUGGUCUAGGAUAGCACGGCAUCUACCUGGGAGAACAGACAACGAGGUGAAGAACUACUGGAAUUCUUACCUGAAGAAGCGAGUGGAGAGCGGCGGCGGCAAGACGAGCCAAGGGCCACCAACCACGCCUGCGUCAGCCGCGAGCUCUCCCGCCGAUUCAGACGACUCGCACAGCCUGCAGCAGAAGCCGCACGAGCCGGCCAACUCCGACUCGUCGGAGCCGGCGCACGAGUCGUCGUCGGCGUCGGCCGACUCGAGCUGCCUGACGGUGACCACGGACCACCCGCCCGUCUCGAGGCCCCACGCGGCAGUGACACCCAAGGUCAUGUUCGCGGACUGGCUCGACAUGGAGUACAUCUGUGGGCAGGUCGCGGCAGCACCUGGUCUGGACGCUGCCGGAUUCGCGGUGGUUGGUGGUGCUGCAGGCGAUCAGCAGCAGCAGCAGCAGCAGGUGAUGAGCCAGGACGGAUCGGUUCAUCAGGCCGAUGGGCCAUCGUGCGGCGUGGACGAUUCUUCCCUGCAGCAGCAGCAGCAGGAGGGGUUCGGUGGCAACGGCGGCUGCUGGGAUUUUCAGGAGCAGUUCGACAGCAUCGACCAGAUGCAGGCGAGCGGCGGCGGCGGCGGCUUCUGCGACCUGCUCUCCAUGAGCGACUUCGACCUCUGGGCCGAGCUGGAACGUACCGCGUGAUGGGGGAACGACGUGCUCAAGGAUCGAUUUUUAAUUAGAGCUUGUUAAUUCAUAGAUGUCCCGUGGAAAUCAAAUUAAGGGGUGUUUGUAAUACUACUGCAUUGUAAAUUAUCGCGGUGUAUUUAUAGAGCUGUUUAAAUUAGCAACAUAUAUAAGGAAGAUCAGAGGCAUGAUAAGUCACUUCUGUACGAAUUUAUGUUUGCCACUUUGCUUUGGAGAGCAUGGGCACCGACAGAAAGAUGGAAAGGAAGAAGGAAAGCUGUAGAGAAUUGCGCCUAUGGAUGCAAUUAUUUUGGUUUGUUUAUUGUUGACAUUAUCUUUGUGCUUAUAGUGAUAGCAUUAUGGAACAA
Molecule: messenger RNA, 1489 nt
Organism: Oryza sativa Japonica Group (Japanese rice)
Lineage: Eukaryota; Viridiplantae; Streptophyta; Magnoliopsida; Poales; Poaceae
Product: transcription repressor MYB6
Source: RefSeq, a predicted model, not a curated record